This is a messenger RNA of Scylla paramamosain (green mud crab), 2674 nucleotides long. Its product is annotated as CXXC-type zinc finger protein 1-like. The record is from RefSeq and is a predicted model, not a curated record. Lineage: Eukaryota; Metazoa; Arthropoda; Malacostraca; Decapoda; Portunidae. Gene Ontology annotation, molecular function: DNA binding; zinc ion binding. The coding region runs from base 91 to 2439 and encodes 782 amino acids. The transcript is spliced from 12 exons. Gene Ontology annotation, cellular component: Set1C/COMPASS complex.
GUACAAAACGGUGAAGCUAACCUCGUCUUGUAGUAAACAAACAAAACACUGAGCAGCACAGGCAGCGCGUCUGUCAUUACUGCCGCCAACAUGUCUAAGUCCGAGAUAGCGCGUCAGUUUGACCUCCCGGAGCGGCAGAGCAAACUGAACACCAUGCUGCGGGAGGAAGGCCUGAAGGACGAGCAGGUGUACUGUGUGUGCCGGACCUCAGAUGUCUCCAGGUUCAUGAUAGGCUGUGACAAAUGUGAGGAGUGGUACCAUGGCGACUGCAUCAAUGUGACUGAGUCGGAAGCAAACAAGAUACGAAAAUUCUUCUGUCAGAGAUGCAGACUGAAGGAUUCGACCCUGGAGAUCAAGUACAAACAGAAGAAGCCUCACCACCACGAACACAGUGACAACAAGCACCACAAGGACAAGGAGAAGAAGGACAGGGAACGGAAGGACAAGGAGAGGAGAGACAAGGAGAAGAGAGACAGGGAAAAAUACAAAUAUGAUAAACAUUCAGCCUCCAAGAGCAAGAAUGGCAGCAGUAGCAGUAGCAAAAGUAGCAGCAGCAGCAGCAGUCAGCGAUGUGGAGCAUGUGAGGCAUGUUACCAGCGUGAGGACUGCGGCCGCUGCGAGAACUGCAAGGACAUGGCCAAGUUUGGAGGCCCCCACAAGCUGCGGCAGAAGUGCAAAAAGAGACAGUGCCAUAACUUUGUGCAGCUCGCCCAGAGGCCCAACAAGACCAGCAGCAGCAGUCCCAAGAAGCACUGGGAACAUGAGGCAGACAAGCCACCCAAGCCUCCAUCACAGUCCCCAUUCAGUGUGAAGGAAGACUACCCCACUGUGCUGAAGGACCGCAACGAGCACAGUGAGGAGGAAAUGUUUGAGCUCAACAAGAAGUACACGAAGGACCCAGUGAUCCUCGAGUCCAGCAAGACCAAGGAGAAGGAAGUCAAGUCAUUCAACCGGAAAAAAAAAGAGCAGACGCCAGGGAUGCGAAAACGGAAGAGUCGCCACGAAUCAGACUCUUCAGACAGUGACUCAGAUGGUGGCUACAUGCGGGCAGACCAGAUCAUCACCCGGCAGUGCUUUGGGCCACAGUGCACCAGGCUGGCACGUCCCAACAGCAAGUACUGCAGUGACGAGUGUGGCCUCAAGCUGGCUGAAGCAAGGAUCUAUUCUGUAUUGCCACAGCGCAUUCAGGAGUGGAAGAUGAGUGAGUGUGUGGCAGAGACAAAGGACAUCAGGCAGCUGGAAAAGAUCAGGCGGCAGCAGUUAGAGGCGAGGGAGGUGCUGCAGCAACUGGACCAACGGCACCUUGAGCUGGACCGACUAAUUGAGCGAGGGAAGAGAGCCAGCAUUGACCCCAAAGCUGAUGACGGGGGUGAGGAGGAGGGUGUGGACAGUGUCUACAUUUACUGUGUCACUUGUGGACACGAGGUUCAGGCCAGAAGAGCAGUUAGACACAUGGAAAACUGCUUUAAUAAGCUUGAGAGUCAGACCACCUUUGGCUCCAUGUUUAAGACAAGGAUAGAGGGCAACAACAUGUUCUGUGACUUCUAUAACUCCAGCACCCUCACUUACUGCAAAAGACUGAGGGUGAUGUGUCCUGAACACACCAAAGCACCAUUGGUCAAGGAUCAUGAGGUUUGUGGAGCUCCUCUGACCUCCAAUGUGUUUGAUGUGACGGGAGAAAUUUGUUUGGCGGCCAAAAAGAAGUGUUUGCGUCACUACUGCUGGGAGAAGCUCCGGAGGGCUGAGAUAGACAUGGAGAGAGUCAGACAGUGGCUCAAGUUAGAUGAGUUACUGGAACAAGAGCGCACAGUCAGGCAAGCCAUGACUAACCGUGCUGGAGUGCUGGGCCUCAUGCUGCACUCCACCUAUGACCAUGAACUGGCAGAAAAGCUCCAGCAAUCCCAGCAGUACCACCAGAAUGACCAUCAGUACCACACUAAUAGUACAAAGUAUCAACGAACCAACAGCACCAGUAACAGCACUGCUAAUGCCACGACUACUGCACACCACAAGCACAGCACCAGUCAGGCUCAACAGAAGAAACAGCAGCAGCGCCAUCAUUCCUCCUCGCAGCGUUACAGCACAGAUCUCCAAACCAGUGAGGCGCAGCAUCCCAGUGAUCACCAGUACCACAGCACAGGGCACAAGCACCACCACAGCGACCACCAGUACCAUAACAGUGACCGCAGCAACAAGCAACAGCAGCAGCAACAGCAGCAGCAGCAGCAGCAGCAGCAGCAGCAGCAGCAGCAGCACCAUCACAGUGACCACCAGUACCACAGUAGCGACCGCAGCAAGCCUCUGCAGCAGACGCCUCCCACAACGCAGCACCACCACAAUGACCACCAAUAUCACUCCAACAGCAGGGACCAGAAGUACCCAGUGAAUCAGCGGUACCACUCAGACCACCAGUAUUACUCCAGUAAGAAACAAAAGUGAGUUAUGCAAUUCCUUCUUGUACAUGGAAAUAUUACACAAUUGCCAAUCUUUGCCAUGUAACUUUUGUAUGAAGUGUAAAUUAAAAUCUUCAGGGAUGUACAUACGUAUAUUCACUUUAUAAUGUCGUGGUUUUGAUAAAAAAAAAUUAGGUGUGACCAGUAUGUAAAGUAAUAAUUUAGUUUUAUUUGAAGAUAAUAAUGAAAUAUAAUGCCAAUUAAUAAAUCUACCUUUGGAA